Molecule: messenger RNA, 643 nt
Organism: Porites lobata
Lineage: Eukaryota; Metazoa; Cnidaria; Anthozoa; Scleractinia; Poritidae
Source: the annotation of a GenBank genome assembly
UUGGAACAGCACCGCGACCUCUACACCACCUUUGUGGAUCUCCCUAAGGCAUUCGACACAGUCAGCAGAGACGGAUUGUGCAAAACCAUGAGCAAGUUUGGCUGCCACACAAAUUCAUCACUCUCCUUCGCCAGUUCCUGGAGGGCAUGCAAGCCCAAGUCCUUGAUGAUGAUGAACUGUCAGAUUCUUUCCCAGUCUCCAACGGCGCAAGCAAGGCUGUGUCCUUGCCCCUACAUUUUUAAGCUUGAUGUCCUCUGCUAUGCUGAAAGGUGCUUUUAGAGAUCGCGACGCUGGUAAAAGGAUCAAUCACAGGUCAGGUCAUCGCUUGCCAAAGGCAAGCAAUUCAAAGACAGCCUCAAGGUCUCUCCGAUAGAUUUCUCAAUAGACAGUCAGACCUAGGAGAACCUUCCUGCCGACCGUCCAAUCUGGCGCAACCGCAUUCGUAGCGGAGCCCAUGCAGCCAAAGAUAACAGAACUGAUGCCGCAGAAAAGAAACACGAGAUGUGCAAGGCCAGAGCUGCAAUCAACCAGCAAACCAGAAGGAUCCAUACCCCGAUUGGCCCCACCAGCCACCUUCGGACACACCAACUCCAGGAACAGCUGGGGAUGUCAUGGUCUUCUUCGACUCCGAAGGAGGAACAAC